This is a messenger RNA of Strongyloides ratti, 543 nucleotides long. RefSeq lists its product as hypothetical. The record is from RefSeq and is a predicted model, not a curated record. The coding region runs from base 1 to 543 and encodes 180 amino acids. The transcript has a single exon. Lineage: Eukaryota; Metazoa; Nematoda; Chromadorea; Rhabditida; Strongyloididae.
AUGCGUAGUAACUCAUUUUUCCUAGGUAUUUUACUUAUUAGAAUAAUUAUUUUAAUUUUUAUUUUUGUUUCUUCUGUUUUAAUUCUUGUUGGACCAGGUUUAUGUUAUCAAGAUACAUUUUUUGGAUAUAAUUAUGAUUGUAUAAAUUUUACUGUAGAUGCCUGGAGAUGGGUUAAUAAUUUUGUUUAUUUUCAAAUACCUAUAAUUUUACUUCCUUUUUGUAUGGGAGCAAUUUCUUUAGUUGUUAUUGCUUCUACAAAAUGUUGUGAUUGCCAUCUUUCAAGAAUGGGACAUUUAAUUAUUGCUGGAACAGGAAUAGUUGUUUAUUUAAUUGCAGGAAUUUUAGAAACUGUAAUAUAUUUUAAUAUUCCAGAUGAUUAUGAUUAUUAUGAUACUUUAAAUUGGUUUAAUACAUCAAGUAAUAAUUAUGUUAGAGGAUACCUUGCUUCAGCUGUCUUUCUUUUUUUAUCAGCAAUCUUAUCAAUGGUUGAUACAGCUUUAGUUGGUGCAAGAAAAGUUUAUUUUGAAGAACAUUGGCAUUGA